Messenger RNA from Hylaeus volcanicus, 2416 nucleotides. It is a transcript of the gene waw, whose product is annotated as translation factor GUF1 homolog, mitochondrial. The transcript has 7 exons. Gene Ontology annotation, molecular function: GTP binding; mitochondrial ribosome binding; GTPase activity. The record is from RefSeq and is a predicted model, not a curated record. Gene Ontology annotation, cellular component: mitochondrion. Bases 321 to 2276 code for a protein of 651 amino acids. NCBI's taxonomy places the organism in Eukaryota, Metazoa, Arthropoda, Insecta, Hymenoptera, Colletidae. Gene Ontology annotation, biological process: positive regulation of translation.
CUAACCUCAAUGUUGAUAAUAAAUAUUGAAACGUUAUUUUCUUUUGUAACGGCAAAUAUGUACAUUCAUUAUUGGUAGUAUUUUUAUCAAAUUUAAGUUACGUAGUUCUUAAAUAAAACGUCAGCAACAAAUUACUUCAAGCAAGUAACAUUCGUGAUUAAAUAAUAUUUACCAGUAGUAAGGAGAAUUUGUAACUGAAGUAUAAUCUUGAGAAUAAUAUUUAUAACAGAGAAAAAUAAAAAUAUAAUUUAUUUCAUACGAACAUUUGUUUAUGACUUUCUUAAGUUUAGACAUUGACAGACAUCAGUUAUUAGUACAUUAUGAAAAUAAGUAAAAUUAUUUCUCAUAUAUUAUAUACUCAAAAUUGUAAUCUUUGCCAAAUACAUGCAUCAACACUUGAAAGGAGAUGUUUGCAUUUUUCAAAGAAAUAUUAUUCUACAAAGUCGGAAGUAGAUAAGGAAUAUGAUAUACCAAAAGAAAAUAUUCGUAACUUUAGUAUUAUAGCACAUGUUGAUCAUGGUAAAAGUACUCUUGCUGAUAGGCUUUUGGAAUUAACAGGUGCAAUAAAAGCAAACUCUGGAAAACAAAUACUAGAUAAUUUACAAGUUGAAAAGGAACGUGGGAUUACAGUUAAGGCUCAAACGGCUUCUCUCAAUUAUAUGUAUAAAGGAACUAAGUAUCUCCUUAAUUUAAUAGAUACACCUGGUCAUGUAGACUUCUCAGCUGAAGUUCAUCGCUCUUUAGCUCCAUGUCAAGGAGUACUGUUAGUAAUUGAUGCAAAUGAUGGUGUACAAGCACAAACUGUAGCUAAUUACUAUUUAGCUACUAAAUGGAAAUUGAUUAUAAUACCAGUGAUUAAUAAAAUAGAUUUGUCAAAUGCCCGUCCUGAUAGAGUAGCAAAGCAAUUAAAUACAUUAUUUGAUAUAAAGGAAAAUGAUAUUUUGAAAAUAUCUGCUAAAUUUGGCACCGGAGUGGAUAAAGUUCUGAGUACUGUUGUUGAAAGAAUUCCACCACCCGAUGUAUCUAAAGACAAACCAUUUAGAGCUUUGAUAGUUGAUAGUUGGUAUGACAAGUACAAAGGGGCUAUUUCCUUGAUAUAUGUUAAAGGAGGAUCUUUAUCGGUAUCAGACCACAUCACAUCAACUUAUACUAAAAAAUCUUAUGAAGUUAGAACUCUUUCAUUAUUAAGACCAAACGAAGAAUAUGUAAAUAAAAUAUUUGCAGGUCAAAUAGGAUGUGUUGCAUGUAACAUGAGAUCUUCCAAAGAAGCAUACAUUGGCGAUACAUUGUAUUUAAAGAAUCAUGUUGUUGAACCUCUAUUAGGAUUUCAACCACCAAAACCAAUGGUCUUUUCAGGAGUUUAUCCAAUCGAUCAAUCACAAUUUAGUGCCAUGAAAGCUGCCAUUGAAAGAUUGACAUUAAAUGAUAGCGGUGUUUCUGUUGCUAUGGAUUCUAGUGCAGCUCUUGGACAAGGUUGGAGAAUUGGAUAUCUGGGGUUACUGCAUAUGGAAGUAUUCAUGCAGCGUUUAGAGCAAGAACAUGGUGCACAACCAAUUGUUACAGUACCUAGUGUUACAUAUAAAGCAAAAAUUUUUGGCGCCAAAAGUAUUAAAAAAUAUGGUGGUGACAUGAUCACUUUCAACAAUCCUACACUUUUUCCUGAUAAACAAAUUGUAACAGAGUUCUAUGAACCCAUAAUACUAGGAACCAUUAUAACACCAGAUGAAUAUAUGGGUGCAGUAAUAUCUUUAUGCAUUGAGAAGCGAGGAGUAGAACAAUUAACAAAAGAUAUUGGUAAUAAGAGAGUAAUGCUUCAAUUUCUAUUACCAUUGAAUGAAAUUAUUGUUGACUUCCAUGAUGCACUAAAAAGUGUAACCUCGGGAUAUGCCAGUUUUGAUUAUGAGGAACAUGGUUACGAAGUUUCAAGUAUAGUAAAGUUAAAUAUCGCUUUAAAUGGUGUCAUAGUAGAAGAAUUGAGUUGUAUUGCACACAUCAGUAAAGUUAUUGGAGUAGCCAAACGAAUAUGCGAAAGAUUAGCAGAAGUUAUACCUCGUCAAAUGUUUGAAAUAGCGAUUCAAGGUAUGGUUGAUGGAAAAAUCGUUGCAAGAGAAACGUUAAAAGCAUUUAAAAAAGAUGUAACUGCAAAAUUGUAUGGAGGCGAUGUUACUAGAAGAAUGAAACUGUUAGCAAAACAGUCCGCGGGAAAGAAAGAAAUGAAAAUGGUUGGAAAAAUUUCUUUGCCACGGGAUACAUUUAUAAAAGUUCUUAAGAGAUAGUUAAAACAAAUUAUUGAAACAUGUAUCAUUUAAUAUAAUUAUAGGCAUUUCAAUUUAAGAUUAGUAAAUUAUAAGAUCAAAACAUUUUAAUGUAACUCGUAAUUUUCUGUUUUGUCAAAUAAAACUGCCUUCAUAAGAAA